Alternaria atra is the source of this 2013-nucleotide messenger RNA. RefSeq lists its product as uncharacterized. The transcript has a single exon. NCBI's taxonomy places the organism in Eukaryota, Fungi, Ascomycota, Dothideomycetes, Pleosporales, Pleosporaceae. The coding region runs from base 1 to 2013 and encodes 670 amino acids. The record is from RefSeq and is a predicted model, not a curated record.
AUGCCGCCAUAUUUACAUCCCCACCUGAAGCGGAAACUGGACUUUGACGAUUUCCAUGUUAACCCAGAAGACACCAUCGAACAACCACCGGCGGAAUACGAAGACCCUGAGCAUAGGGCAGCGAAGCGACGAAGAAUCGAGGCGAUUGCAUCCCGAUACCUACGCGGCCGACCACCCGUCAUCGUCACAGCAGGGCUGAGAGGACCCUUUAACAAUGGCUGGAAGAACCCGUGGGCGAAACCCAUAGUGGAGCAGAAGAGAGUAUCGGGCAAGAGCAACAACGCCAUUGGCAACAAGGUCGCUGCUGGCAGGAAAGACGCCGUCGGACGUAGGAGCAGCGCAAGACCAAGCGGGAACAUUGAGAAGGAUGUCGUAGAAGCCGUUGCGCCCCAGAUCGAGUCGCCAGAGACAUCCAGAGCUGCCAGGGACGAUUUAGACCACCGCGAACACGACGAUAGUCUCGACGAAAUCGAAGUCCCGCCCGCAACGGCGCCCUUAUCAGACGCUGACGAUGUGUCUGGCGCAACAGAGUUCCUCAGCGUGGACACGGCCAAAUGCAUACAAAACCGCUCCCCUAUGACAAACCCAUUCUGGUUGCGUCGCCCUGACUCUGCAAGAGUCGACAUACGUAAAGCUACAAACCGGAAUACAGAUACGUCUCCAACACGGUCGCGGUCGCGGAACAGCGCCUCACAAAUGCAAACCCUGGCAGAACUGCGACUCGGUCUCCCGAAAGCGGCUAUCCGGGCUCAGACAUCGGCUCCUGAAGUUUUAGAGCCAGAGGAGUGGAGAUCAAGUGCCUCAGCUUCCAUGGUGAUUUCCUCGCCUGCCAAAGGUGGCGAUAUCGACGUUCAGGCACAAGCUCCAGCAAUCCAGGACUCGGUAGCAGAGACGAGCAAUACUCCGGCUCCGACCAUAGCAACACCCCACAGCAGUGAGCCGGGACAACGUUCGCAGCGGACUGUACCAAUCAUCACUUCUUCGAUGGGUAGUCAAGGAAGGCACACGAGGAAUGGCGUACCGCGGUCUGCGGAGCGCCCUGCCAGUCCAACAAUGCCAGCCUCCAGAUCAAAGGAACAGCCUCGGCGCUCCAUUCGUCCAAGUACGCAGAAUGCGCCCUCGCCUGUGCCGGCUUCUUCAACUGGCGCUGGCCGUAGAAAGACCAAACUAAAGCCUAGAGCAGUCAACUUUGACUCAUCACCGGAGAAGGUUCCUUCUGCCAAGAUGCUGUGCACGGAGAAGAAGGCCACCCACAACGAAGCCGACGACCGGCUGCAGGAAGACUCCACAGAGGCAGAUAUGGUCAACGUGCCAGCAUCGCCCCAAGUCGAAGGCGAUACCACUGUUGUCCAAGAUGUAAAUCCAGAACUGCGAACAAGUCAUGGUAGUCAUGAGUCUGACUGGUCUACGCAAGCCGCCAUGAUGCGGGCUCAACUUGAGUUCCAGCAAAGCACUUUUCCCAUGGUAUCGCCCGAAGUCCUUCGAUUGGAUUCACAGGCCUCUCCUCUUGACACACCUCGUCCAAUACCCGCCGUACUCAGCGCAGCAAUCACGCCUCUUUCUGCCUUCACGGUACAGCGGGACGAAGCACUCGCACCCGAAACUGUGCUCCAGGCUCCACCCAUCAGCACGCAGGACCUUUUUGGCGCAGCAUCACCAUUCGCGUUCAGCACAGUGAAGAAGAAGAAGCCCGAGGAACCACAAAGAAGCAGCUUGAGGUUCGCUCUCAGCCCUAGUGACGGGGUACUGAAAGCUGACGCGGUCGCUAAGAGCCCCACUCCCACUACCGACCGCAUUCCACUGAAGGAUAAGAACAAUAUCACAUCGUUUUGGAGCUUCACCACAGACAAAGCUUCACAAGAAUCCCUGGGGUUGUUGGGUGACAGGGCCAAAGGAGCAUUGAACGACGUUGGAUUUCUGGCUCUGAACAUCGACGCGUCACUGGGUGACUUUGGCCCCACUGGUGAUCUGGAUUUUACAGAUGGCUUCCUUCGUAACAUAGACGACACUUGA